UGGAAGCACCGAUCUGAGCUUCUUGAAAGGCGCAAAGGUAUCCAGCUGAGGUUUGGGGGCCUUUUUUUUAAAGAGAAGAUGAAUUUCCCUGCCCAGAUAAUGUGACUUACAGACCCAGGUGUGAGCAGACUCGACCAUGGGAGCCAACGCCUCAAGCAAACCACCAGUGUUUGAUGAAAAUGAGGAUGUCAACUUUGACCACUUUGAGAUCUUGCGAGCCAUUGGGAAAGGCAGUUUUGGAAAGGUCUGCAUUGUACAGAAGAACGAUACCAAGAAGAUGUACGCCAUGAAGUAUAUGAACAAGCAAAAGUGUGUGGAACGCAACGAAGUAAGGAAUGUCUUCAAGGAACUCCAGAUCAUGCAGGGUCUGGAGCAUCCUUUCCUGGUUAAUUUGUGGUACUCCUUCCAAGACGAGGAAGACAUGUUCAUGGUGGUAGACCUCCUGCUGGGCGGAGAUCUGCGUUAUCACCUGCAGCAGAACGUGCGCUUCCAGGAAGGCACGGUGAAGCUCUUCAUCUGCGAGCUGGCCCUGGCCCUGGACUACCUGCAGAGCCAGCGUAUCGUCCACAGGGAUAUGAAGCCUGACAACAUUCUGCUUGAUGAACAUGGGCACGUGCACAUCACAGACUUCAACAUCGCAGCCAUGUUGCCCCGGGAGACGCGCAUCACCACCAUGGCGGGCACCAAGCCUUACAUGGCACCUGAAAUGUUCAACUCCAGAAGAGAAGCAGGCUAUUCCUUUGCUGUGGACUGGUGGUCGCUGGGAGUGACGGCAUAUGAGCUGCUAAGAGGCCGGAGACCAUAUCACAUUCGCUCCAGUACUUCCAGCAAGGAAAUUGCACACAUGUUUGAGACAGCUAUUGUGGCUUACCCUGCUGCCUGGUCCCAGGAGAUGGUGUCACUUCUUAAAAAGCUUCUGGAGCCUAAUCCAGACCAACGGUUUUCUCACUUGUCCCACGUUCAGAACUUCCCGUAUAUGAACGACACCAACUGGGAUGCAGUUUUGCAGAAAAGGCUCAUUCCAGGUUUCAUCCCUAACAAAGGGAGGCUGAAUUGUGACCCCACCUUUGAACUUGAAGAAAUGAUCUUGGAGUCCAAACCACUUCACAAGAAAAAGAAGCGUCUGGCAAAGAAGAAGGAGGAGAUGCGGAAGUGUGAUUCAUCUCAGAUGUGCCUUCUUCAAAAGCAUCUGGAAUCUGUCCAGAAGGAGUUCAUCAUUUUCAACAGAGAAAAAGUAAAAAGGGACUUUAAUAAAAGACAAGCAAAUCUAGCCUUGGAACAAACCAAAGACCCACAAGAAGAGGAUGGACAGAAUAGUACCCUGUGAAGUCCUCAGUAUCAUCUCCUUGAACACUUUCUGCCCUCAGACCAGGAACUUCUGAUCUCUGCAUCAGGAAGAAGUGACCAUAGUUCUCACCUCUCCAUUCCCUACACACCUUAGAAGAUGUAAAUGAGCACCUUUGGAAGGAGGUGUCGUGACGCAGUGAAGAAGGUCCCUGCACUCCUGGGAUCUUGUUUUACUACUAACUGUGUGACCUUGGGCAAGUCACUUAACUAACCUCUUUAUCUGCUUCAGCUUAGUCAUCUGCAAUGAGAUGGUUGCACUACACAUGCUCCUCUGCCUUCUUACUGCUAACAUUGUUCUUUUAAACAGCCUUUAUUUUUAUUUUUAAAAGAAUAUUUGAAUGUAGAUUUAUUUUUCCAUGCCUUCAAAUUACACUGUGACAAAUGGACAUAGGUGGGUGAUCUAACGAGGUGACUGGGCUGAUUUAUAGUUCUUCAGGUCUAGAAAUUGUCACAGAGACCAGAAUCCCCAAGCCCAAGUGAAGAGGAGUAAGAAAUUCACUUGGAAAGAAACGAAUGAGGCCAGAUCGGCCGUAACAGAGAUAUACAAGGGGCUUCAAGGAGUGUCCUUGGUCAAUACCCCAGGUUGGUUUGUGUCUGCUGGCCUUUUCCAGUAUCCUGUAGUGAUGUGAAGUUGGAAAGCUGGAAUUGACAAUCAGGGGAGAAUUUACACAAAGGGAAUUGGCCAAAGCUACAAACCAAGGCAUUCUUCUCUCACUCCCAGUAAGUAGUUAAGUAUCUACUAGCAUGCCACUUGCCACCUUCUAGCAUGUUCCCUGGGGGGCUUUAUCAGAGAAGAUAAGAAUAUGGUCACAUCAAACACACAUCUACCUUGUAGGCGAGCUCAGUGUACCUUCCACAGGUAUUAUAUUGUAAGUUGAAUGUGAGGUAAACUUGGAAGGCAGUAAAAUUUACCCUGAAAAAAAAUCACUCACAAGGAGAAUCUUCUUUCAUCAUGAAGCACAGCCCAGUGGUGAGUCACCCCUAUCCAUAAAGAAAUAAGUCAUUGUUUGGGUUUGUUCUGAUUUUGUCUCCUACUUUUAUUUUUAGCCUCAUUUUGAUUAAUAUCAGUUCAAUGGAAGUGUUGGACAUGGCUUCCUAGGCUAGGAUUAAUCUCAGGGCCGUGGAACGCGCCCCCAUCCGGGAGCAGUGACGGCAUGACCCCCAGCUUAUAGCAAUGAGGGGGUCACAACUGCCUGAUUAUUUAAAAUAUUAUCCAUAUCUCACUCUUUCAUUUUCUUUGUAUGUUAUUUGCCAGAGUUUAAUUUCCUUAAGUGAGAUGUGCAUAUGAUGUAACUCCAUUCUUCUGAGACAGAAGAAGUAGAGUUGGUAACCCACAGAUGCCAUGGGGCAGAGGCAAUAGGUGAAUAGGGUUGGAGGGGAUUAUUUUCACUUCCUGGCCACUCAGAUCCCCUCAUUUUGUCUUUACUUAUGGAGAACCAAGGGUCUCACCAAGAUGGCAGUCAGCUGGCAACAAGGACAAGCAGACUGGUGCCCACUUAGGAAACCAGGGAAACACAGGUGGAAAAGUUACCAGAACAUAUGCCCAUUUUUGACACAGGCCUUUUGCAGGAGGGAAGUGACACUAGGGCAACCAAGGUUGUGCAGAAAGCCAGUGCUGAACUUGAACCAGGCAUGUGGGCUUUUCUCCUCAUGGUACUAAUGUGCCCAGAAUUUCCAGCAGAGUUGUCCAAAGUGCCUCUACUUUACAAGCAACCAUCCUUUUGUUAAGAAUUAAAAACCAGCUCUUUCGUUCUGUUUGUCUCCAUUUCUCUGUAUUUCCCACACGUUACCUAGGCUAUUUUUUCUCUAAACAUAAACUCUCAAGUGCUUGCAUGGACUCAAUUUCACAAGAGAGGAUAUACUGAAAAGAGUGACUCUAGGACAAUCAGACCCUGGUCCAUGUGGGAAAGCAGCCUGUCAAGGGCUGUUCAACAGCUUUCAUCUCUCGUUAGUUUUGCUUCCAGCCCUGAGGUGCGCUGACCCGGUCACCUGCCUCCUCCUCUUGACCUUGUACAUAUGAUCCCAAGGGGAAGAGUCUGAGAAACACACAGCCAAGGGCAGGGGUGUAAGUAGACCCCCCACCCCAAGCUGGAAGGCCCUCAUCAUCUGUGCCAUUUCACGUCUACCCAAUUCAUAAAUUGUAUUAUUUAUAUGCUGUCUGUAGUUUGAAUGCCUAGAUUUUAUUUCCAGUGGGCUGCUUCUGUGCUGAAGACAUUUAUACUUCAGCAACCCUGGGCCCCCUGACUGGAAGGCACAGCCUUAGAGAGGUAAGGUGGGCUUCCACCCUAAGCAGGUUAAAAAAACCCCACCUCCAUCUGUUUCUAGUUAAAAAAAAAGAGAAAGCAUUGAAUGUAUUCAUGCAGAACAACCAAAGAUACCACCACCUCCUGCCACCACCAUUUUGAACAUCAGGACAAAAAACUUUUCCAAAAAAUAAGCUUGCCAAAACUGUUACCGUGACUGUUAACUAUCAAAAUCAGAUCUUAUGGGGCUUCCCCUGGUGGCGCAGCGGUUGAGCGCUGGGUUGUGAGGCUGCCCGCAGCCUCUGUAGUGCCAGUUCGAUCCCUGGCCACUGGUGAGGGUCCCACACACAAAAAAAAAUCAGAUCCUAUGGUUUUAUUCCAUAAUGGCUGAAAAUUAGGAUGCUAUCCAUGGAACAUGUCUUAUCUCAGACUCAGGGGCUGAGAAUUUUAAAGAAAACGGUGACUCCUGCAUUCUUUGGUUUGGGGUUCCUGAAAUCCUUGUCUCCCACCAGCUUCCACCCUCGCUGGUAUAGAGCAUAAGAAUCUGAAUAGGUCCGGGAGACCAGAAGCAUCUGGUUGAAAUACACUUGCAUCCAUGCCGCCACCCUCACCACAGCGAAGGAAAUGCAGGAGGGAAAUGCCUUCCAAUGGCUAACACCCUUUGAUGGCAGCGCUGAUGCGGGCUGAGGAUAUAACAUAGCCAGGGCAGGAAUGGAUGACAAGCAGCACAGGGCAUGGCUCCAUCUACUAGGGCAGUUUGAUUCACUAGUGGUCAGGCUUCUUCCUGCAGGAAAGUCUUAACCAGAAAUGACCAGACUUUAUAUCAUCAUAGCUUUUCUAGAUCAGAUGGAUGAGCAAAUCAGUAGAGAGCAAGCAUGGCAGUAGAGCUAGCAGGGACAGGCACUGCUGCUCUUGGCGGAUGCAGCAUGCCGACGCUUUACUUCUUCAAAAGCUGAAUAAACAGGCAUUAGAAGCAUUCCUGAAUUUGUUUCAGUAAAGGCGUCCCUGCACUGUCUCCACAAAACCCUUUUUGUACUCUGUCUACCUGUGAUUACUGUCCUUACACACUCGGCAUGUCUGGCUGUUAUUAAAACAUUGAUGUCAAAAACCCAAACUUCAGUUAUCUGUGUUGUGAACAGGCAGCCCUUGGAUGGAAAAGGCAUCUUCUAUUAAGCUGUAGCUAAUACAUAUAUAUACAUAAUGUACAUGUGCCUGCAUGUAUUAAAUGUCUUCU
Messenger RNA from Talpa occidentalis (Iberian mole), 4824 nucleotides. It is a transcript of the gene STK32A, whose product is annotated as serine/threonine kinase 32A. Gene Ontology annotation, molecular function: ATP binding; G protein-coupled receptor kinase activity; G protein-coupled receptor binding. The record is from RefSeq and is a predicted model, not a curated record. Gene Ontology annotation, biological process: regulation of signal transduction; G protein-coupled receptor signaling pathway; protein phosphorylation. The transcript has 13 exons. The coding region runs from base 137 to 1327 and encodes 396 amino acids. Lineage: Eukaryota; Metazoa; Chordata; Mammalia; Eulipotyphla; Talpidae.